GGAAGGAUCAAUCUAUUCACAGACAACUUUCACCAUGCCACCCGGCAUCCGAACGUUGAACGAGCUAGGCGCGCAGACAUGACUGUGUGCUGAGGCUGACUAGUGGGGUAAUGAAAAAAAAGUGUUAUCUUAUCUACGCUCGGCCCUUCUUACUAUCAUUCAAAAUCAGAGGAAAGAAAUGGUACCGGAGUCACAAUGCAAGCAGAGAUCACCACAAAUGUUCUAGAUAGGCAGGGCAUCUCCAUAGAUGACGUUGCAAAGGAUCAGGUGGCCCAAACGGAAUGGCGCGAGAGAAAUGGAGAUGAAAAGGAUUUCGAUGCUAUUCAGCCAGUUGCAACUCGUCAAAGUUCCAAUCACGAUAACAAUGAAGUAGACGACAGUCAAGACGUUGCAGUUCCGGGAGAAGAGACAGUAGAAGAAUCAUCGGAUAUUGACGUCUAUGCUUUGAUCUUACUAGGCGCUCAAGAAGCUAGCAGUUCCUUCUCCUACAGAGCAGCAGAAUAUGCUUAUAGCAUUUAUUUGGUUGUCUUGUUCACCAACACCCUUUUGCCUGCUUCUUUGUACGGAUUCAUCACAACUGCAUCAGCAAUCGUCUUUAGCGGUUCAGUUGGAGGCUUGACGGAUACGUUCAACACACAUCGGUUACGGAUCGUACGUGCGUUCAUCUUUUCGCAAAAGCUGUUUGUAUCAGCAUCGUACGGGAUCUUUUUGGUCUUAUUCUACAGCGACAAUCUACGUCAAGCAGCGCAGAAUGGAGGAAGAGGACCAAAUCCCAAUGCACCUAGACGUGCUGAUGUUUGGUCCUGUUUUGCAGCAAUCACGAUUUUGGGUUGCAUCCUGAUCUUGUGCAACGUUGGCGUUUCUGUCAGUGUGGAAAGAGAUUGGGUAACGAGUAUUGCAAGAGGAAGCUCGAAAAGACUAACAAGGCUCAAUGCGAUCAUGCGUAGAAUCGAUCUUCUGUCAAAAUUGGUCGCUCCACUAUUCGUUUCCUUGUUGACGACUACGUUGGGUUAUCCGCUAUCUUGCGUUGUGUUACUGUGUAUCAGCGCAUUCACGACCGUCUUUGAAUUGUCAUUCAUCGGCAUUGUGUUCAGACGAUUCACUAUACUGGGUGAGGAAGAGCAAAACAAUCGUCAACAGAAAAGACCCGUAAAAGCAGCAGCAGAAGAGCAGACUGCAGCACCUAAUGGCGAGGCAAACUAUCCUCCAAGACGUGUGCCAACUUCUAUGAAAUGGCAUCAAUGGUUAUCCAAGCAGGGUUUGCGAGGCACUUUUACUCUAAUGAAGCGAUGGGCAAAAGUACAAAUUGCAGAUUGGCAUUCGUUCGCUUUGAUGCCAAUCUUUAUUAGCUCUUUAGCAAUCUCGUUACUGUACAUGAGCGUUCUUUCAUUCGAUUCGACAUUCAUUGCUUAUCUCAAAAGUGAGACAAACUAUACUGAUCCCUUUAUCGCUGGUAUGAGGGGCGUUUGUGUUGUUUGUGGCUUAUUGGGAACGUUCGUUACACCUUAUCUAACAAAAAAGAUCGGUUUGGUCAGGACGGGAACCUGGUCAAUCUGGGCAGAACUCUUGCCACUCAGUAUGGCAAUCGUUAGCUUUUACGAAGGAGCAUCGAACAAGCAAAGGCCGCAUUGGAAUACAGCUUUAUUGUUCACAGGCUUAAGUUUGAGUAGGAUAGGAUUAUGGUCGUUUGACUUGGCCCAACUUGCACAAGCACAAGAAGCUCUUCGAUUACAUCCCAGAAGAAAUGCUCUGAUGGGCUUACAAUUUGCACUACAAAAUGCAUUGGAUUUGUUGCAUUAUGCUCUCACCAUCAUUUGGUCACGACCCAGUCAGUUCAAGAAUGCUGCCGAUGUCAGCUUUGCUGCAAUUGGAACGGCUACCUUGUUGUAUACAUUUGUGUAUGCAAGAAGAGAGCGUGGUCAUGUUCUGCAUUUGGACAAGAUGGGGUUGGAAUCUCUGUUGGGUCGCAAAAGCCGUUGACGUGUACUCGGAAAACUCUUUUGACAUACUUUCUGUAAUUUUGAUGUGUUUAAUAUUGUACAAUUUUAGUAAUACACG
This is a messenger RNA of Meira miltonrushii, 2058 nucleotides long. RefSeq lists its product as uncharacterized. Gene Ontology annotation, biological process: iron ion transmembrane transport. The record is from RefSeq and is a predicted model, not a curated record. Gene Ontology annotation, cellular component: membrane. The coding region runs from base 196 to 1980 and encodes 594 amino acids. Gene Ontology annotation, molecular function: iron ion transmembrane transporter activity. Lineage: Eukaryota; Fungi; Basidiomycota; Exobasidiomycetes; Exobasidiales; Brachybasidiaceae. The transcript has a single exon.